Molecule: messenger RNA, 4091 nt
Organism: Taeniopygia guttata (zebra finch)
Lineage: Eukaryota; Metazoa; Chordata; Aves; Passeriformes; Estrildidae
Source: RefSeq, a predicted model, not a curated record
AGCACCAGAUUUAAAUCAGACUGGUUUGGUUCUCAGUCCUGGAGCCACCCACUCAGGGCGUGUUGGGAUCUGGGUGGGAUUUGGGCUGCUGGGAACCCACAGAACUCUCCCUUAGAGCAUCUCCUGGCGGGGCUGGACCCAGCUCUGGCCGGGAAGCUCCAGGGAGCAGGAGAGGGAUGGAGGGAACCGGGUGGGGACGUGGGGACAGCGGGCAGGACCCAGCCCGGCACGUUCCAGCCUCUCCGCAAACCCCAUCGUUCGACAUUUUCCAGUUCAUCUGGAAAGCAAAUGCAAUUAUCUCCCGUCGCAGGCAGGGCUGAUUGGGGAUAUUUAUUUAUUUAUUUGAGGCCUUGAGCGGCGGCUGCGGGGGCCGAGGUGUGGCGAAUUGCGGCUCGGAGCCGAGCGCUGCCCUAAUUGGGGACAUGUGAGGGGCAGCGCCGCGGGCACAGCGGGCACAGGAGCCACCCUGAGUCCUCCUAAACGCCGAGCCGAGCGCUCCGAAAUCAUCUCCUAAAUGAUCUCGUUAGCGGCGGGAAUCGGGCCGGGAAUUGUCCGUGCGGAAAAACACCGAGGGAGGGUGGGAGGCGACAGAUCCUGCCUGGGAUUCAGCUGUGGAGAGGGGCUGGAGGGUCCUGCCCCGGCACCAGCCCAGCUGGGAAAUUCCAAGGAUAACCUGGUGGUUUUUGCGUUGUUGUGGCGGUCGCAGCAGCAGCGAUGCCAUUUUGGGGUCAAAUCCCGGAUUUUGCCCUUUUUCCUGAGCUGGAGCAGGUUGUGGCCGCCCCGCCCCUCCCAGCUGCGAUAAUUCGUCUCCAAAUCAGUUUUUAUUUGUAAACGAAAGUUUCAUGGAGGAUGUGCGGCGAAAGGGAGGAAAUGUUUUGGAGCUGGGCAGGGCUGGGUGGGUCCCGCAGCAUCCCGGUACCCGGCGCUGCCGUUGCCAUGGGAACGCCGUUCCCAAAUUCAGCCGAUGAGCUGCAAAAUCCGCUCUGGGUUUGAAGAGAAAUCCCCCGUUCAGGAGAGCACCGCGGGGGGAUGCCCGAGGGGAUGUUGGGGAGCCACCUCGGUGGUGUUCAGCUGCCAGGAGAAGGGCACGGGAGCUCCCUACGCUGCCAAGAUCCUGAAGAAAACGAUCGACAAAAAGAUCGUGAGGACGGAGAUCGGGGUCCUGCUGCGGCUCUCGCACCCCAACAUCAUCAAGCUGAAGGAGAUUUUCGAGACGCCCUCGGAGAUCGCGCUGGUGCUGGAGCUGGUGACGGGGGGAGAACUCUUCGACAGGAUUGUGGAGAGGGGGUUCUACAGCGAGCGGGAUGCGGCGCACGUGGUCAAGCAGAUCCUGGAGGCUGUUUCGUAUUUGCACCAGAAUGGAGUCGUCCACCGGGACCUGAAGCCGGAGAACCUCCUGUACGCAGACCUGUCCCCCGAGGCGCCCCUCAAAAUCGGUGACUUCGGGCUCUCCAAGAUCCUGGACGAGCAGGACACCAUGAAAACCGUGUGUGGGACACCGGGCUACUGCGCCCCCGAAAUCCUGCACGGGGGUCCCUACGGGCCGGAGGUGGACAUGUGGAGCGUGGGGGUCAUCACCUACAUCCUGCUCUGUGGCUUCGAGCCCUUUUUCGACCCGCGGGGGGAUCAGUACAUGUACGGCCGCAUCCUCACCUGCGACUACGAGUUCGUGUCCCCCUGGUGGGACGAGGUGUCCCCAAACGCCAAGGACUUGGUCAGAAAAUUGAUCGUUUUGGAUCCCCAGAAGAGGCUGACGGUUCAGCAGGCGCUGGAGCACCCCUGGGUCACCGGGAAAGCGGCAAAAUUCGCUCACAUGGACAGCACGCAGAGGAAACUGCAGGAAUUCAACGCCAGGAGGAAGCUGAAGCUCCCUGAUCCUCUGCCUCUGCCCCAGGCUGCCAUGAAAGCCGUGGUGGCCUCCAGCCGCCUGGGCAACCAUGGCCACCACGACUGCUCCCGCAGCGGCCGCGGCCAGGGGGAGCCCCGGGGCCUGGCCCAGCCCGGGGGGAGCGGCGGCCCCGGGGCCAGCGCGGAGCUCAGCACGUUCCCGAGCGACCGCCCCGCCGUAGCCCCGGUGGCCCCGGUGGCCCCGGUGGCCGUGCCAGGCGCUGGCUGUGACAGUUAGCGGGCCCGGAGCGGUGACACCGCCGAGCCUUGGCCGCUGCCGGGGACCCCAGGAGGGGGCACGGCCCCUCUGGACAUCCUCGUGUCGUGUCCCGUCACCCCCGGUCGCUGUCCCUGUGUCUGUGCCCGCCGGCUGAGGGGACGAGGCGGUGACUUUGUCUUCCCACUCUGCAGCAGUUUGGGCCGUUGCGGCUCGGAAAGAUCCCGAAAAACGAGGCACAAACAGGAUUUGUCCCACCUUUCCCUGCAAAGGCAGCGUGUUGUCUUUAAGGGGUUCUUGUAAAUAACCCUGAAGAUUUUUUGCCAAUUUUUCUGUUUUAUUUUUCUGUCACCAGCCCAGCUGUGGGGCUGCUGCUGUGUUAGGAGGGGUUUUAGGAGUCUUUGACCUUCAAAUGUCUGAUCCUCUCGGGAGAACAGCCCGUGCCAGUGCUUCCCUGGCCAUUCCCAGGCAGCAGCCAGCCCUGGGUUGUGGUUUUUUGGGUGUGUCCCCCACCUUCAGCUGUGCUGUGGGUCCCUGGUGGUGGUGGUGGGGUGGUCACGGGCUGGAAAUGCUGGUCUGGCCUCCCUUUGGCGUUCCAGUUCAGGAUUUAUAUAAUUCUAACACAGCAAUUUACACAACUCUUGAAUAUUGCGAGACUUUGCCACGUAACUGCUGUUCCCUGAGGGAGAUCAGUGAGUUUAUACCUUUUUCAAAUUUUGUUUUUUAAUGAAAUCGGCAGAGAGACAUCUUGAAAAGGAUUUUUUUUUUUUUUUAAGGCAGGAAACAGGAUAACCAUUUAGAGAUUUUGAUACAGAGCAAAUGAGCAGACAGCAAAAGCCAUAUUCCAUGUGGGAAUUGCAGAGAGCUGGUGGGAUCCUGCCAGGGUUGAGCUCUAAGGCAGCCACCAUGACUGCACCCCCACAUUUUGGGCUUAGAAUGGUGUGUUCAGGGUAAAAAUCCCAUCUGGAGGGGAAUCAAUUUGUACAAGAGGUUCAUUCCCCCAGGAUGGGGGUGCAGAAUUGAGCAGCUGGGGUAGGAAGGGCAAAAAAAACCCCAAAAUUGGAGGUUUUGCCAAAGUGACGCAGCGAUGAUGGACCUGAGGGUGACAGAGCAGGGUCAGGAGACUGAGGUCGGAGCAGGUGAGGAAAAAUGGAUUUUGGGUUUGACUCCAGCACGAGCAGAAAUCAAAACAGCUCCAAGUCAGGAUCCAGCCCGGAGCUCAGUGGGGACUGGGGAGCCAAAGACAGCAGAAAAACGGGGUGUUCAAGAGGGGUUUUAACUGGGGAAAAAACAUCUUGGCUGGGCCAGAGCUGCACUUUUGUGCACUUGAGUUGCUCUUUGUGGAGAAGCAGCUGCCCAGCGAGGUGCCCCAGGGGGAAACAGAGCCACUGAUCCCGUAGGGAAGUUCCCCCUUUUUCUUUGCAUUUUUGGCAGGAGUUCUCCCCUCUCCUUUUUCUGGCCCUGAGGGCUGAGCCUUGCAGGGUGCUGUCCCAUCCAUGUCGUGUCUCCGUGGGAGCUGAACUCCACCUCGUUGUUUCCUAACCCGGGUUUUAAAGACUGUUUUCUAUCCUUUGACAUGAAAUGCUGAUUAAAGCCCCUCGCAGGACCAGGCUGGCACCCCCGGAGCCUGCGGAGCAGGGAAGAGGCUGAAUUCCUGCAGCAUUCCCAGUCCUGCAGGAAAGUGGGAAUUACAGUUGACAAAUCAAUCACUCAAAGUAUCUCCAGCGGGGGAAGGCAGUGGGAGGAAGGAGGGGGCCUGCAAGAAAAACCAGAACAGGAGUUUGUAUCUUAUUAUUAUCGUUAUUCCACAGGUAUCUGUAUUUAAAGAUAGGAAAAGUGCACUCCUGGGAGGAGCCCAGGGAGGAGCAUUUGGGUCUGUUGCUGUUUGCAGAGUGUGUUUGAGUGCCUGCUUCAGUGUGGUGGUGACAGUUCUGACAGCCAGGUGUUUCUAACCAAGUAGAGACAGCGAAUAAAGCAUCCAACCUCA